AUGCAUCCUGAGAAGACUCCAGUUCCGGAUGGGAUGAGUGCUUUGUUCUUCCAAAGGUUCUGGCCCAAUCUCAAAGGUGAUUUAGUGGCUUUAGUGAAAGAAUUUUUCCGUACAGAUCGUUUCGAUCCUCGGUUGAACGAAACGAAUAUCUGCCUUAUUCCUAAAACGGAAAGGCCCAAACGGAUGACGGAAUUUAGACCUAUUAGUCUUUGUAAUGUGUGUUAUAAGAUCAUUUCUAAAGUAUUGUGUUUUCGGCUUAAGCGGUUUCUUCCGUCUCUUGUUUCAGAAACCCAAUCGGCUUUUGUUUCAGGUCGUCUUAUUACAGAUAAUAUUUUGGUCGCUCAGGAGAUGUUUCAUGGUUUAAACACAAAUCCACGGUGUAAGUCUGAGUUUUUGGCAUUUAAGACAGAUAUGAGCAAGGCUUACGAUAGGGUUCUAAUUAAUGGUCAGCCUAGAGGCUACAUUAAGCCACAGCAAGGAUUACGGCAGGGGGAUCCCUUAUCCCCUUAUUUGUUUAUUCUAUGUACAGAGGUGUUGAUUGCCAACAUUAAGAAAGCGGAACGCGAUCAGAGGAUUACGGGUAUUAAGCUUGCUAGGGAUUGCCCCACCAUCUCCCAUUUGUUAUUUGCUGAUGAUAGUUUCUUUUUCUGUAAGGCAGAGGUAGAUGAAUGUACUACGGUUAUGGGAAUUAUAAGUGAUUACGGGAAGGCAUCGGGACAGGAAGUUAAUCGGGAUAAGUCAUCAAUUAUGUUUGGGAAAAAAGUGCUUCCCGAGUUAAGGGCCCAAUUACAAUCUGUUAUGGGUAUCUCCAAGGAAGGUGGUAUGGGUUCGUAUUUGGACUUAACGACUAAAUUAACUGGUGCCAUCUCAAAAUUUUGGUGGAAGUCUAAUGAUAAGGAGAGAGGAUUACAUUGGGUUACUUGGGACAAGUUAUGUAAGGAUAAAGGUGACGGUGGAUUGGGUUUCCGCGCCCUAGAACAAUUUAAUGACGCCAUGCUGGCUAAACAGUAUUGGCGGUUAAUUCAUUAUCCAUCAUCUCUAAUGACGUGGGUCAUACGAGGUAGAUACUUUCGAAAUAAACAUCCUCUUCAGGCUAAGAAGCCGUGUUCCCCCUCACUUGCGUGGAGGAGUAUUUUUUCAACUAAGGACAUAGUGGAAUACGGGGCACGAUGGGUAAUAGGUUCGGGUUGUAACGUAUCGGUUUGGCGAGAUCCGUGGAUCCCGGAUACCCAACCAAGACCGGCUAAUGGUCGAGAAAGAUUUUUACAUCCAAAUCUUAUGGUCAAUCAUUUAAUUAAUCCUUCUACCAAGGAGUGGCAUUUACCAAUUUUGGAAGAGUACAUGGAUCCACGGGAUAUUCAAAUCAUUUUAUCGAUGGAGAUAAGUAAAUCUUUUAAACCGGAUAAAUUAAUCUGGCAUUAUUCUAGUUCAGGGAGGUAUUCGGUCAAAUCUGGCUACCGUAUUGCACAUGAAUUAAUUAAGGAGGUGGAGUACGGUCCGACGUACACGGCUCUUAAGGCCCAGGCUUGGGAACUCAAGGUUCCCCCGAAGAUCCAGCACUUUUUCUGGCAAAUGGCUCCAGUUAUCUACCUGUGUUGGAACGUUUGGCACACCGGGGGGUCCGGUGCGGGACGCUCUGUAGUAGAUGUGGUUUGGGAGCAGAGACUAUUAAUCAUGCGCUCUUUGAGUGUCCCCGAUCACGUCGUAUUUGGGAUUUGUCCCCAUUAG
Molecule: messenger RNA, 1728 nt
Organism: Camelina sativa (false flax)
Lineage: Eukaryota; Viridiplantae; Streptophyta; Magnoliopsida; Brassicales; Brassicaceae
Source: RefSeq, a predicted model, not a curated record